Hipposideros armiger (great roundleaf bat) is the source of this 939-nucleotide messenger RNA. RefSeq names its product taste receptor type 2 member 42-like. Gene Ontology annotation, molecular function: bitter taste receptor activity; G protein-coupled receptor activity. Bases 1 to 939 code for a protein of 312 amino acids. Gene Ontology annotation, biological process: sensory perception of taste; G protein-coupled receptor signaling pathway. NCBI's taxonomy places the organism in Eukaryota, Metazoa, Chordata, Mammalia, Chiroptera, Hipposideridae. Gene Ontology annotation, cellular component: membrane. The transcript has a single exon. The record is from RefSeq and is a predicted model, not a curated record.
AUGCCAUCUGGAAUUGAAAAGAUUUUUCUGAUAACGACAGUAGCAGAACUCACAGCUGGAAUGUUGGGGAAUGGCUUCAUUGUACUAGUUAACUGCCUUGACUGGGUGAAGAGUCAAAAACUCUCAUCAGCUGACUGUAUCCUCACCUGCCUGGCUGUCUCCAGAAUCAUUCUUCUUUGGAUAACACUAUUUGACUCAUUUGUAAUAAUGUUAUGGCCAAAUCUAUACACCAUUGAUAAGAUACCAAAAUUUUUUGCUGUGUUUUGGGCACUGUCCAAUCACCUAGCUACCUGGUUUGCCACCUGUCUAAGCGUUUUCUACUUCUUCAAAAUAGCCAAUUUCUCCUACCCCUGCUUUACCUGGCUCAGGUGGCGAGUUGGCAGAGUGCUUCUUGUGCUUCAACUGGGGUCUUUGCUUUCACUGUCUUUCAGCAUUACAUUAGCAGGUACCUUAAAUGAUCUCUGGAUGGAGGACUAUAACAUGUACAAAAGAAACUCAACGUGGUCGCCCUUAGUCAGUAAUGCUCUGUAUCUUAACAACUUGAUUGCUUACAGUUUCAUGUACUCAGUUCCCUUUCUUCUGUCCCUGACGUCACUGCUCCUCUUAUUUCUCUCCUUGAUGAGACAUACCAGGAAUCUGCAGCUGACCUCCAGUUCCAGGGACUUCAGCACAGAGGCCCACAGAAAGGCCAUGAAAAUGGUGCUGUCUUUCCUCCUCCUGUUCAUGCUUCACAUUUUUUUCACCCUACUAGCUGGCUGGAUUUUCCAGACACUGGAGAAGCAUUUGGUUAGUUUAUUAAUCAUGUUAACAUCGACUGUUUUCCCUUCAGCCCACUCAUUUGUCCUAAUUUUGGGAAACGGCAAACUGAGACAAACUGGCUUAGGAUUAUUGUGGCAUCUUAGCUGCCACUUGAAAAGGGCAAAACCUUUAGCUUCAUAG